Messenger RNA from Naegleria gruberi, 7655 nucleotides. RefSeq lists its product as uncharacterized. Bases 1 to 7617 code for a protein of 2538 amino acids. The transcript has 5 exons. NCBI's taxonomy places the organism in Eukaryota, Heterolobosea, Eutetramitea, Acrasida, Naegleriidae. Gene Ontology annotation, molecular function: guanyl-nucleotide exchange factor activity; ATP binding; protein kinase activity. Gene Ontology annotation, biological process: positive regulation of GTPase activity; small GTPase-mediated signal transduction; protein phosphorylation. The record is from RefSeq and is a predicted model, not a curated record.
AUGAUUCCUUCCUCCUCUGACCCAGUAGCAGCGACAACUACAAAAACUGCUGUUGAAGGAGGAGUUAUCGAACAACAUGUGUCAUCACCAUAUGACAGCUGCAGGAAUCAACCAAAUAUUGACAUUUCAUUAUCCACAACUUGUUUGAAAACCUCUGAAUAUUCCAAUAAUACAAUAUCUACUCCCACUAGCAGCGCUGCUAUUUCCAACAAUAUUUCCUCCACUACUACUACUCCAUUAUCCACAAAACUUUCCCUCCAAAAUCUUCAUCAUCAUCAUCAGCCAAAUAAUAAUAAUAAUUUAUUUUCAUCAUUAUCGAUAUCGGAGGGGAAUACUUCACCACAUGCGAGAAAUGAAAGUAAUAAUAAUAACAAUAAUGGAGGAAGUUAUGCUGGUGGUGCUGUUGGAGGAGGUAAUAUAAUUCUAACACUUUCAAUGCCAACACCCAAUACACCCAAUACGCCGAAAGGACAAACAGGUAAUAAUGCGAAUCGACAGGAACAUGAAGAGAAGGCUCCUGAAGAUGCUGCCAAUGAUGAUAAUCUUGUAGGCAAUGGAAGGAAGAGUAGUGGUGUCGAUGUUGAUCAGCCUCAAGUGCUGCUGAACAAAUCCUCCUCUAAUAAUUCCUCUUCUUUUAAUCACAACAAUAAUGAAAUAUUUGGCGCCAAUAAUAAUAACAAACAAGAAAUAUCUAAAAUAACAACAAAUAAUCAGCAGCAACAAGAACAAUAUGUAGGAGGAGGACAAGAACAAUAUCAGCAGCAAUAUCAAAUUAUUCUAGUGAAGGAAAAUCAACAACAACAACAACAUGUUUAUGAAAAACGAGGAAGUGAAGAUCAGAGAGUUUCAUUCUCUUCGGCAACAAGUGAUUCUUCAUCAUCAUCAACAAUUCAGCCUUUGCACUUGACCAAUAAUAAUAAUUCAAAUAAUAAUACUACUACUACUAGUGAAUCAUCGACUAGCAAUAACAAUCAACGAUCAAUAGCCAAACCUCGACUUGUACCAAUUAUUCCCAUUCAAAAUAUACAAAAUCAUCAUCGAGGUUACUCACCAUCCUCCUCCGAUUCAUCUUCUUCUUCCUCUGAAGAAGAUUCAGGCUCCUCUGACUCUCCCAAAGUGAAAACAAGUAUAACAACAACACCAACAGGAGACAAGGAACCAUCCUUCUCUUCAUCCUCUUCAUCAUCAGCAUUGACUACUAAUCAGUCAAAUCUUCACCUGACAGAGUAUCACAAUCAUAAUAAUCGUUUUCAUAAUCGUACGCCUUCUUCACCCACUGCCAGAUUAACUGACGAUGUUAAUACAAUUAAAUUAUCAACCAUUUCUCCAACAUCACCUUCUUCACCUUCUGUUCUACCUUGGUCUCCACAUACACCACCAGUCAACAAACAACAACAACCACAACAACAUGCUCAUCUCUUGACUCCCCUUCCAAUUCACAAAAUUUCUAGUCCUAUGGAUUCAUCAGAUGAGCCAGCAAGAUUGACUGCUAGAACACAACAACCACUUUCACAAUCAUUUUCACAGGAUGUUUUACCACUUUUUGAUGAUAAUCAUGUGGAUCAAUUGGUUACACAUCGUACGAGUUCACUUAAUUUACAGGCAAGUUAUAAAGGUGGUCAUAUCAAUCAUGGCCAUUCUCACGAUCAUGCCAUACCUAAAAUUCAACAACGUAGAGGUCAAUAUUUUCCUCACGAUCAAUUCAAGAUUGUAAUGACUGAUUUCACAAUACAAAUCACUGAAAAGAACAAUGAAUCAAUAAUUAUUGAAGAGUAUACAGAAUUGAAAUCUCUAGGAACUGGUGGACAAGCUACUGUUUUUUCAGGUCUUGAAAAGACUACUGGUGAAAGAGUGGCUCUGAAGGUUAUUAAUGCUGGAGGAAAUUCAGCACAAUUGUGGAAUGAAUUUAAUAUUUUGAGAGUUUUAAAGCAUUCUUCAAUUAUACCCGUAUGGAAGUUGUACGAAACAAAGAAUAUUUUCAAUUCAAUGAUUAUGAUUACAAUGCCAGUGUAUAUUCAUGGCGACAUGACAGCAUUUAUUACCAAAUUUGCUCCUAAAUAUGACACAAAUCCAUUUACACCACACUGUAUUAUAGACAUGGUUCUUCAAAUAACGGAUGCAAUUCAAUAUACACACUCUAAAGGCAUUAUUCACAGAGAUUUGAAACCUGACAAUAUUUUCAUUUCUUCAUUGGAACUUGAUAAGAAGAAUAGAAAAUUAAUAACAUCAUGUAAAGUAACUUUGGGAGAUUUUGGACUUUCUAAGAAUAUACAACAAUCUAUGGCAGUUUCUGUUGUUGGUACACUUGGAUGGAUGAGUCCAGAUCAUUUGAAUGGUAAUUUUUCUCUCAAAACAGACAUGUGGAGUCUGGGAUGUAUUAUAUAUUAUUUGAUCAGCUUGGAUGCUGCUCUUUUAAACACUAACGAUAUGAUUAACGAGAAUCAUGCUGCACACAAAGUGAAAAUGAGAGAGAAUAUGUACAAGAAAAUGAAUUCAACAUUACCUUCAAAAUUUGUGGAAUUAAUAGAUAUUGUUGUUACUAAGUUAUUGGAAAAGAAUCCAGAGGAGAGAUUAUCUUCUCAUGAAUUCUUUUGGGAUUAUUUGAUACCUUGGAGAUUUAGAAUUGAUGAAACCGAGUUGACAGAAGUAGUCCCUGGAAAAGAAGGUCUUUAUUCUUGGAAUGGAUCUACUGUAACAUUAAGAAGGGUCACUAAAGAUCAAUUUAAAACACUUAUUCAACUCCGAGAUAUUCAAUACAUUACUAAAGUUCUAGGAUACUUUACAACGUAUGAUGAAUUAACAGAUCAAGAGGAGAUUUACAUCCUCCACAAACCUCAAGGUACCAAUUUGAAGGCCUAUCUUGUUCCAUCGAAUCCAAGAUAUGUCUCCCUUCAUGACAAAUUGGAAAUUUUGCUCAAAAUUGCAACAGCCAUCGAAGAAAUUAAUAGAACUACAGAUAUUAGAUUUAUUAUCAAAUUGGACGAAUCUAAAAUAUAUAUUGAUGAACAAGGAGAAGUUACACUCUCAAUUUUGGAUGCCGUUCAAGUACAACAACAACCUAUGGAAAAGGAUAACAUUUAUAAUUUAUAUUUCUUUAGUUUGGAUUUAUUGGAUGAUUGUAGAGAAAUUUAUAACUAUCCAUUUGAGGAAUCAUAUUCUAUGGUUAGGAAAAAGAAUAGUUUGAUUGAUUUCCCAAGAUUACUAGUUUUCGUCUUUAGUAAUUCAAUAGUAACUCAUCCAAGCAAAUAUUCAUCCAUUUACGUCUCACAAAAGUUGUACACUCAACUCUAUAUGAAUCACAAGUUCCCAGGGGAUAAAUAUGCAGCCGAAAGAAAGGAAAGUGUUACCUCAUAUCCAUCUAUCCAUUCCCCUAAUUCUUUGAGUAUGACUCCUCCAACAGAGAAUCCACUUGGACAAUCACCACCUCCUUCAUCAAAUAUUGCCAUCAUUACCCAAACAAUGGAAGCAGAGAAAUUGACACCAGAAGAGCAGUUCCAUUGUUCACACAAGAGAAUUAAGGAAAUGAUUAGAGCCAACUCAAUCAGGCACAUUCUCAAAUCUUAUCAUAUUGGAAGAGAUGGAAAUGAUAAAAAGUGGAGUAAAAUAAUUAUUGAAGAAGAAGAGGAGGGUGAAGUUCAAGCUUAUGAAGAAUACAGUCACCUACAAAACUAUCAUCUCACCUCUAACGCUCAUGGUACUGAUUCUCCUGUGGAAAUUUCAGGAAAAGCAAAGAAAAACCCUGAGCUAGUUCAUGUUUCUAUUGAAUGUUUGAACUUCCAACCAAUUCUAUUCCGUGAUUAUUUCAAUGGAAAACAACUAGAACCAUUGUAUUUAUAUUGGUACUUGAUCGAUAUCAAACAAAAGAGAAGAAUUUCAGAGACCUUCAGUUGUGAUAUCAACUCUAGAGAAAUGAGAAUCUUCCUGGGUGAAGACAAUGAGGAUGAUGAUCCACUUUCAGUCAAAAAGAGCAGAUGUGCUGGCUAUGAAGUUGAUUCUAGUAACUCUGACAUCAUGGUUUUGUUUGUUGUGACAAAGACUCUACAAGGUUCUGACAGCAUGGACGCCUACAUUAAACCUGGUAAAUCCAAGUUGUCAGAGGAAAAGUUCACCAAAUCUGUCAAUACUCUUUUCCCUACCUUAAAGAAUUAUCAACAAGUUGUUUCAUGGGCUUGUGAACCUCUCUUUGAUUUUGAAGGAAAUUUGAUUUUACCUAAAGAAAUUGAAACAUUCUAUUAUAUGGAUGAGGUCAGAAAUGAACAUUCCUUCUAUGAAUUCUUUGAAAAGAGAGAUGUCAAGAAAGAAAAGUUAGUUCCAAUGACACUCAAACUUCACUGUGAGCUUACCAGAGCCUACGAAGCAACAACUGUCUCAAGCAAAGCAGCCGAAAGCCUUACCGAUUUGAAUGACCAAUUUGCCACUUUGGAUUUGAAAUCUACUUCGUUUUACUUGAAGCAAACUAAUGGCAAUAACAAUGGUUCCUACAUGUGUAAAAUGUUCACAUUCGCUCCUAACUUUAGAAGCUCACUUACAGACAGUAACAAUUUGUAUAUCUAUCCACUUUCUACUGCUUUCAAACGUCGUUUAUUCUUGAAAGAUAUGAAUGUUGGUAUUAUUGUGAAAUUUAAGAGGAACGAUAGAGAUAUUAGUGAUGAAGGAGAACAAGUUUUCAUCAAGAAGAAUAACAAGACCUUCAAGGAAGGAUUCAGCUCUGUUUCUUAUCAAUCUACCUCACCCCAAUUCAAUGAUGAGCUCAAAUUGCAACUACCAGAACAAUUGGGCUCUGGUGACCAUUUACUCUUUACUUUUGUCAAUGUGGAUUGUGCUGGAGACGAGAAGAAUGUACAAGUUGUUGGUCACUCAUACUACAUGUUGUUGGGAAAGCAUGGUCUGCUUGCCACCCAUGGAAAUCUUAUUUUACCAAUCUAUAAGAGACUUACCCCAAAGAGCUACUUGCAGGCUAACGAAGAUACAAAGAAGAAUGGAGAGUUCAAGGUUGAAUUCCAACCAAUUUCAACACUUUACACCACUGAUAUUAACCUGUACGAAUUCUUCUCUGCCAACGAAGUAGUCAAAGUCAUGAAAAGUAUUUAUGGAGAAAAUUUGGCUGAAAUUCAAAAUAACAUUUCUAAAAAGUUGAAGAAUUUGGAAAAGGUUGUUGAUUUUAGAAAUCUCAUCCAAUACAUGCCCCAAAUUGUGGAUGAAUUGCUGUUAAUGAUCACACUAAAGCAAUUCCCAAAUGUUCAAUCAGGAGCUUUUGGUCUACUCAACUCAUAUCUAGAUAAGCUCAAAAAGACUGAAAGAAAUACCAAACAAUAUAUUGAAAGAUAUAUCAAGGAAGCUUUUGUUAAUCAUCCAGAUUCUACAGGUCUUCUUUUUGAACAACUGUUGAAGAGAUAUGUCAGAAAUCUUGAUGAGGAACAAAAGAUGCGAGCUGAAAAAAAGGGUGAAAAUUUCAAUUUUUCAGUGUACAAUUUUAUAUCAGGUGGAGGAUCACAUGACGGAUUCUUGAUCAACAUGCCAAAUGAUAGCAUUACCAUUGAAAAUAGUUCUAUCUACUUCCAACUUAUUGAAAAGUCUUUAAUUCUUUACAUGAAUAAUCAAAAGUUACUCAAUCAACAAUAUGGUGCUUAUAGCCCUUUGAGGCAUUUAAGUAAGAAGAAAGAUGAUGUUCCUGCACCAUUCUCUCAACUUUUGGAUCUUCUUUCAGAGUUGAGAACACUAGUUGUGAAAGAAUGCAAGUUUAGAUAUUCUACCUCCAUGUCAGUUGCCAAGCUCCUUGUCUCAUCUUAUGCACAAUUCUUGUGUGGAUUGAUGAAUUUGAUAGAUAGAGGAUUUAUCAUUACAGAAAUUGAAAUGUUCUUGGAUGAAUUCCUCCCAUCAAAAGAUCAACAAUUUGAACUCUUACAAGAACUGAAGAAUAUCUUCUUGAAACAAAUUUCUUGCUAUGACCACUUCCUGUCCAUGUGUCUUGCAUACAGCACCUCAAGCUGCUUGCAAUAUGUGAAAAAGAAUGGUAAUUAUAUUGUUUAUCACAUGUGUGACACUCACUACUUGUCUGGCAUUUUCAUCAAGAGAUUCCUCCUCGACACUCUCCACAAACAACGCAAGGUCAGAGAGAAGGCAGCCAUCACAUUUAACUUUUUACUCUCCCGACACGAAUACGAUGCUCGAUUCCAAAGUAAGGAAGAAAGACAAAAGAUUGCUUCACUCUACUUCCCUUUCAUUAUUAUAAUUUGUGACUUGUGGAAAACUUAUGAGGAGCUCACUAAAGCAGAUUCCAAAUCACUGAAGGAUACACCAGACAAACGUCCAGAAGCACAAACCAUGCUCAUCAACUUUUUACACAUAUUAAUCAAUACGAGAAAGAAGGUAUUCAGACAGUGGUGGACUCAAGAAGCUGUGGAGAGAAAGAAGCAAUUCAUCAAGAUUCUCUCAUCAGUUCCAAAACUAUUCAAAUAUGCCCACUCGAGAAAUUCCAGUGCUGAUGAAGAUGAAGAUCCCUAUCAUCAACAUCAACAUCCAAUGGCAACUCCAAGAAGUAGCAGUCUCAAACCAGUAUCCUCCAGAGAACAAUCCGAUGGUGCUCUCUCUCCAAGAGGUAAAAAGUCUGGCACUAUGAAAGAAACAACUGGAAGAAAGAGUUUCAUUUUCCCAUUCGCUUCAAAGGACGAUUCAUUCGAUCCAAGGAAGGUUCCUCUUUCUAGAUUUUCCUCACCAACUGUUAACAAGCUCUCUCACAGAACUUCUGUCAGCAUCUUGAGAAGUCAACAAUCCAGCUAUUCUCAACUUUUCAGAGGUGAUUCUAAGAAAAAGGCCAAAGAACAACAAAACAGAUGGAGAAGAAUUCUCUCAAUUCAAGCCAGUAUUGCUACUAUGAGAAUCAUGUCUUGGAUUUUCGAAGAGGAACUCUAUCAACAACAGCAAAAUGCAAGACCAAGUAGUCCUGAUGAUCUCACUUCGGAUUUGUCCUAUCUGAAAAUCGUUUUGGAAUUCUUCUUUUCACAUUUGGAAGUUGAGCAAUCCGAAACAACUUAUCAAUUGGUAUUCCAAUUACUUGCUCUCUUUGUGAAGAAUUACAAGAUAUACAGUUACUAUUAUUCACGUGAAGAUUUAAUUAGAAAGGUUAAUGAAUUUGCAACAAGAUCAACCGUUGAAUCUACCAAACUUACUGCACUUGCUUUCACAAAAUGGGUCAAAUUACAGCAGCAAUUAUUUGCAUCCUUGUCUUUCUCUGCAAAUUCUGUCAAUAGACAAUCCUCUUACAAUAUCAAACCAAUAGACAGAACCAAGUCAUCAGGUGCUUCCAAAUUUGAUGGAAUAUUAAACAUUUCUGACUUGUUGUGGAAUAUUAAAGUCAGAUACAAGGAGAGACAAUACGUAGAACAGUUGAAGGGAUGGCUCAACAGUCAACAACCAGAUGUGAUCACUGCUGUCGAAUAUUUGGAAAAGGAAUUUGUCAAGUACAUGUAUCCAGAUGAUUUCACACCAACUACAAAUGUAAACAGUAAGGCAAUGAGAGUUUCUGAUAAUGACAAUGACGAAGAGGAUCUUGAAAGUGUUCCUUCUGAAGAGGAAGGUGAAGAACUCUCGCUCUUCCAAGCACUACGACUAAUGUAAAGAAUUUAAAUAGCUAUAUAAAUUUGAAAAAUUUCCUU